Brienomyrus brachyistius is the source of this 4439-nucleotide messenger RNA. Its product is annotated as leucine zipper putative tumor suppressor 2 homolog. NCBI's taxonomy places the organism in Eukaryota, Metazoa, Chordata, Actinopteri, Osteoglossiformes, Mormyridae. The coding region runs from base 185 to 2242 and encodes 685 amino acids. The record is from RefSeq and is a predicted model, not a curated record. The transcript is spliced from 5 exons. Gene Ontology annotation, biological process: negative regulation of canonical Wnt signaling pathway; cell division.
UCUCAUUCAAACUGUCAGCCAGCAGCUCUGGAGGUGCCUGCUGAGACUCACAGACAAAGAGCAGAGAGAGGGAGGUACAUACUCGGAGCGGAGAGGGAGGCGCACACUCGGAGUGGGCAGCCGGACGGAGAGGCAGCGAUGCAGGCGACGGGCUUGGAGCGUGUGGACUCCUCACACGGCCACCAUGGCUCUGGUCCAGGCCCUGCCUGUCUCCAGUGACCCCUGCAACUCCGCCAUCAGCGCCCAGUGUCCCUCGUCCCCGCCCCCACCGUCACCCCCUGCUGGUGCCAUGGGCUCAGUCAGCAGUCUCAUCGCGGGCCGUUCAUACCAGGAGCGCCACUCCCGGGCCGGCGACCUUGGGGCUCGGGUUCGCAAGCCCACGCCUGGCACUGGCUGCUUCCGUGGGGGCAGCUCAACGGAGCACCUGGUGGGCCACGACCCACCCCCCCCUGGCAGGAGGCAGCCCCCCCCCGCCACCAGUGACAACUCCAGCUACGCCUACCUGAACGAGGACUUUGUCGGUGACUGGAACGACAACCUUGUGUCGACGGGUAGCCCCAUCAGUGAUGCUGAGGAUGCAAGAGAGGUGCGGGUCCUCAACGGGAACAUAGGGGGGCCCCCUCCCAAGCUUGUCCCUGUUUCGGGGAAGCUAGAGAAGAACAUGGAGAAGACGGUGAUCCGGCCCACAGCCUUCAAGCCUGUGUUGCCCAAGAACCGGAACUCGGUGCAGUACCUUUCCCCUCGGCCAGGGGGCACCCUUUCAGAGAGCCAGGGCAGCCUUAACCUUCUCCUGCCGGUGUCCAGUGGCUCGCCAGGUUGUGGCGAGAAGCGCGGCUCCUACAGUGGGGGCCGUGGCGGUGGCGGCGGGGGGGGCAGCCAAUCCUGCGCCACAUCCGAUUCGGGCCGUAACUCCCUGUCCAGUCUGCCCACCUACAGCAGCACGGGCUACGGGCUGGGGGUGGGGGAGCCCUCUGUGGGCCCCCCAGAGCCAGUCCGGGCUGCCCCUGGCCACUCCACCUCGGACAGUGGGCGUUCCUCGUCCAGCAAAAGUACAGGUUCUAUGGGAGGACGGUGCCGGCCACUCUCCGACGGCAGCUCCAGCGGGGUGCGCUCGCCAGUGCCCGCCGAAGGCUACGAGGGUGUGGUCCGCGACCUAGAGGACAAGCUGCGCGAGAGGGAGCUGGAGCUGCAGCAGCUGCGGGAGAACCUGGACGAGAACGAGGCGGCCAUCUGUCAGGUGUAUGAGGAGAAGCAGAAGCGCUGCGAGCAGGAGCUGGAGGAGCUGCGGCAGAGCUGCGCCAGCCGGAUGCGCCAGGCGUCGCAACGCGCCCAGCGUGCCCAGCAGGUGCUGCAGCUGCAGGUCUACCAGCUGCAGCAGGAGAAGAAAAAGCUGCAGGAGGACUUUGGGCAGCUGCUGCAGGAGCACGAACUACUGGAGAGCCGCUGCGCCUCAAUCCAGCGGCAGCAGACGCAGCUGGGCCCACGACUGGAGGAGACCAAGUGGGAGGUGUGUCAGAAGACGGGCGAGAUCUCACUCCUGAAGCAGCAGCUGAAGGACCUGCAGGCAGACCUGGCACAGCGCACUGGCGAGAUCGUCACACUGAAGGCGCAGCUGCGCGAGGCCCGGGCAGAGCUGCAGGCGGGCGAGGCGCGCGCUCAGGAGGCCCGCGCCGCUGCCCGUGCUCGCACUCUCGAGCUGGAGGUGUGCGAAAACGAGCUGCAGCGGCGCAAGAGUGAGGCGGAGCUCCUGCGUGAGAAAGCCAGUCGGCUGGAGGAGGAGACGGUACGCCUCCGUGAGGCCCUUGGCCAAUGCAGAGCCACCAGCCCACCUCCUGGGCGGGCCCCAGUGCUUAGCCCCACCCACCAUGAGGCAGAUGAGCGGCUGCUGACCUGCGAGAGUGAUGAGGUGAAGGCGCAGCGGCAGGGCUGCGGGGCGGGCGGUGGCACGCAGGCGCUACGGCAGCAGGUGGAGCGGCUGCGGGCGGAGCUCAUGCUGGAGCGGCGGCGGGGCGAGGAGCAGCUGAGCACCUUCGAGGGCGAACGGCGCGUGUGGCAAGAGGAGAAGGAGAAGGUGAUCCGCUACCAGGAGCAGCUGCAGCAGAACUACGUGCAGAUGUACCGGCGCAACCGUGAGUUGGAGCGCGUCAUGCGGGAGCUCAGCCUGGCACUGGAGAGCCGGCAGCUGGAACAUGCAGCCGUCGGCAAGAUCCACUUUGAGGAGAUCGCCGCCACUGAGAUCUAGGCCGGGCCCUCCAGAACUCUCCUGGCGGCUUCUUCCAGAGGCGUCCCGGAGCACCUGGACCAUAAGAUCCUUCUAUUGUUUCACGUCAAUGACAUGUAUUAAAGCACAGAAACACACUACACACAUGGCAAUAAAGCAAUCGGGCAGUAUCCAGGGACGCAUAUUCCAGGCAGGGGGUUAUUUAUUUAAUUACUGCAGCUCGUCAGGGUUGAAUAUCACUUGCUCCCAAUACCUGACAUGGCAUAAAGUGGCAGCAGAGCAAAGUAGAGAGCUGGGCUUGCAAGUGCCACUAAGCCAGGUGCGAGGGUCUCACUAGGCAGACCAGGGCCAGGGCUGUGGGUCAGCUGACACCCCGCGGGGUGUCUGCCUCGCUGAGGUCAGCUUCGCUGAGGUGUCCCCCUUGGGGCUGGUUGGACUUUCGCGUCGUCAGGGUGUCAGACGGCUCAGGAAUGCACCAAGAACAUGGGCAAUGCCGCUUGCGCAAGUAGAUUUCUGGUUAGUGACACGGUUACGUUCGAAAAUGCACUAGUCCACGAAGGUGCUGUUUGGCCAAAGUGGGGACACGUCCUCAGGCAGGACACAGAGCCUUUCAGAGGGAAGUGGUGCUCGGUAACCAUGCUCAGGGUGUGUGGGGGAACCUGAACAUGCGGGUCACGUCGGGGACGCCUCACCCAGCCCGCUGGGCCCAUGUUGCAGGUGGUCCGAUGUGAUGGGCGCUUUGAUCUCACUUCUCUCAGACUCACUUUGCACGUGGUGUGUUGCCGACUCGCGGCAAAAAAUGGGACACGGGACACGCCCCACCCCAUCCCAGACAUCCCCAGGGGGACAGGCGUCUAUCGGCGCGAGUGAGGCGUUCCAUGGGAACGACCCCCCCAAAACUGCAUCAUCAUAAAAGCCUCGCUUUAUAGACCCCCAUCGAUCUUCCUUGCUUUUAGCGGGACGGUGUCCGAUAACACUCCUGGUGAGGCGGGGUUUCUCUUUCGUUAAGCGAAGGCAUUAGCAUGCGCCUGGGGACGGGACACCCGAGUGAGACGGGUAAACGAUACAUAAUUACAUAGAUUAUUCAGAUCAUAAACAGCUAUCACGCGAGCUCCGUGCCUGGCUUCGGGUUACACUAGUGCACCCAACUAACUGGCUAGUUUAGCAGUAGCAUAGCGACGGCUGUUCAGGGGCAGAGCGCAGGUGCGGGAUGGCGAGGACACGGGUCCGCGCCCGUUUGCCGAAUCCCGGCUCUCCCAUCGCUGGCUCCGUACGACCUUGUGACUCUGGAGAAAGUUGCCGUCUUAACACACAAAGUAGUUUGAAUUUCAACUCAUUAAGUGCAAACCGAUGAACUUUCUUCAGUGGAAACAUAUAUUAUCCUUUUAUAUAAUGCUGUAUAUUUUUUGGAAGAUAAAUGCCAGCAGAAGAGUAUUUUUGGAAACGUUAAAAAAAAAAAAAGUCUGAGUUAGCAGUCGCACAAGUGAGUCUCUCCAGGAAAAGUUUCACUCCGUGAGAAAGGUUCAGAGCUUAAGCGGAAAUAAAAUCCCCGGCUGCCGUAAUGAGUGCAUGAAGCGAUUCCCUCACCGACGCGAAACCUGACCCAUUCCUCCACAAAGGCGGCGGAGGAUGAAGGGUGAACACUUAACUCGAAACACCUGUGGGGGCUGUCUCCACGUCGGCGCUGUUUACUCGCCACUCGACCCCCCCGGGAGGACAGGAAGACUGACAAUAGUAGGAAGAGCUGACAGCUGGAGGGAGCGGAUGGGGGAGGCUGCGGAUUCGCCGGUCACUGUCCAGAUUUGGACGGCAUUUACCCAGGGUUCAGCUGUUGUCCUCCAGCCGGGACGUCUCAGGAUGUGAGGACAGUGGGGUGGGGGCGACCCCUGGGCCAGCAUGCCUGCCCUCCUUGUACAUUUUCCAAACCAGUGACUCAUGCAUGGUGACAUAGUGUAGGGCUCUAUGCAGGCACACUAUACCUGUUCCAGGAGACUAGGCACUCUGAUUAGACCAAAGCACCACCAGACCUUCGCUGCUCCAUUCUCGUUUGUUUUUGUUUUUUGCGUGUCUCACCCCUUCCUGUGUGCCACUCCAUGUGCUGUUUUCUCCACUUUUUAAUCCAACAUUUAUGUACGCUAGUCAUCCUAUGUAUAAUUUUCAUGCUGUAAAUAUCUUGUAAAAACUGUUUUUAAUAAUAAAAAAACCUAAGGAAAAUGAA